Molecule: messenger RNA, 3962 nt
Organism: Owenia fusiformis
Lineage: Eukaryota; Metazoa; Annelida; Polychaeta; Sabellida; Oweniidae
Source: the annotation of a GenBank genome assembly
AUGUUUUCAUGAGAAAAUGUGAAGUUAGAAUUCUUUCAAUUUUCAUACAUUUUACACAAUCGUAGUCACAAUGAAGCGCUAUAGAUAAUGUAUCAUACAAAGAUGUCAUAUGAUCCAUCCAAAGGAGUAUGACUAAGUAUUUCAUUCUACAUGAAGCAAGAAAUAAUGCUGAAACUAAAAAGAUGAAUCAAUGAUGGGGUAUGGUUAGCAAACAAGGAUGGACAUUACCAGAAACAUUGCAAGAUUUUCUUGGUCUUCUUGCAUAAUGAACAAGAAAACAUGGAUAGUUAUUCUUCUAUUUGUUCACAUAUUAUUAUGUGACUGCAAUGCAAGUCAGCCCAAGAUUAAAGUGAACUCAAGGCAGUCAUGCAUGAAUGGAACAAACACUGGACAGCAAAGAGUGCAGGUGGAAUUCUCAAGCCAGAUUGUAGAAAAUGAGUUUAUAGUCGCCUUCAAGGGUUACUAUAGUAACUCAGCAAGAGCUGGGUUUAUAUCUGCUGCUUUACGCGAAGCUGGAGUUACAUCCUGGCACUUGCUUCCCCGUCACAAUCCGGCCACAGACUACCCAAGUGAUUUUGAACUAAUAAAGAUUGGGUCACACAUUGCAGAUGGCAUAGAUGCAUUGGAGAACCAUUUCAAUAUAAGACAAGUCACACCACAGAAACUGGUUACUCGCACAUUAAAAUAUAUCAAUGAAACAGAUGAAGAUAGAGCAGAAGGGAAUGAAGUUGAUAAAGAAGACUUGCAAUCUCAUAAGGGACCACCUUGCAAUGAAUCAGACAAAGCAGACCCAUGUUGGACACAGAAAUACCACUCUUCCAGACCGAGGACACAUAGGGGGCCUUCCUCUCUUGCUGGUGCAUUUUGGUUCUCUGAAGUACGUCACAAAAAUCGUAAAUUGUUGCGAGCAAUCCCCAGGCAGAUCACGACUGCCCUCCAAGCAGAGGUUCUAUGGGGGAUGGGCUAUACAGGGGCAGGAAUCAAGGUAGCUAUAUUUGACACUGGACUGUCAGUAGACCAUCCUCAUUUCAAGAGUGGGCGUGUCAAAGACCGAACCAACUGGACCAAUGAGAAAACAUUGGAUGAUGGAUUGGGCCAUGGAACAUUUGUAGCAGGUGUGAUUUCUAGUCAUAGGGAAUGUAUGGGCUUUGCACCAGAUGCUGACCUCUAUAUCUUCAGAGUCUUCACUAAUAAUCAGGUUUCCUAUACAUCCUGGUUCCUAGACGCUUUCAAUUAUGCAAUACUGAAGAAAAUCAACGUCCUCAACCUGAGUAUCGGUGGGCCAGAUUUUAUGGACCAUCCCUUUGUUGAUAAAGUCUGGGAGCUGACAGCCAACAAAGUAAUUAUGGUAUCAGCCAUAGGGAAUGAUGGACCAUUGUAUGGGACACUGAACAACCCAGCAGAUCAAAUGGAUGUCAUUGGGGUAGGAGGCAUUAACUUUGAGCACCAGAUUGCCAGGUUCUCGUCCAGAGGAAUGACUACGUGGGAGCUACCAGGAGGCUAUGGGAGAGUGAAGCCUGAUAUUGUAACAUAUGGGUCAGCUGUAAGAGGAUCUGCUAUCAAGGGUGGCUGCAGGUCUCUAUCAGGCACCAGUGUAGCAAGCCCAGUUGUAGCAGGAGCUGUCAGCCUCCUUGCAAGUGCCGUAAUCAACCGAGCCAAUGUAAUAAAUCCUGCAAGUAUGAAGCAGGCUUUAAUGGCCUCUGCGCGGAGGCUGCCAGGAGUGAACAUGUUUGAACAAGGUCAUGGUCGUCUGGAUCUUGUGAAGGCAUAUCAGAUUCUUCGUAGUUAUAAACCACAAGCGAGCCUAAGCCCUAGUUAUAUAGACCUGACUGAAUGCCCCUAUAUGUGGCCAUAUUGCUCACAACCUAUUUACUAUGGCAUGAUUCCUGCCAUAGUCAAUAUUACAAUACUUAAUGGAAUGGGAGUAACGGGGAAGAUUGUAGACAAACCAUUGUGGCAACCAUUUACACCUCAGUAUGGUAACCACAUAGAGAUAGCCUUCUCCUACUCUAAUACCCUGUGGCCGUGGUCCGGUUACCUUGCAGUCGCCAUCAGUGUGUCAAAAUCUGCUGCAUCAUGGGAAGGGAUAGCUCAAGGUCAGGUGACCCUGACAAUCGAAUCACCAGCAGAGGAUGGUGAGGAUACUCCACGUACCUCCAUAGUGAAGCUGCCAGUGAAGGUUAAAGUGAUCCCCACCCCACCACGUGGUAAAAGAGUCCUGUGGGACCAGUAUCACAAUCUCCGAUAUCCACCUGGCUAUUUUCCAAGAGACAAUCUGCGCAUGAAGAAUGAUCCUCUUGAUUGGAAUGGGGAUCACAUUCAUACCAACUUCAAAGACAUGUAUCAACAUUUACGCACAAGUGGGUACUUUGUCGAAGUCCUCGGUUCUCCAUUCACCUGCUUUGAUGCUAAACAAUACGGCACAUUGCUUGUUGUGGAUUCAGAAGAAGAAUUUUUCCCAGAAGAAAUCGUUAAAUUAAAACGAGACAUAGCUAAUGGAUUAUCAGUAGUAGUGUUUGCUGAUUGGUAUAAUGUCUCCGUUAUGAGGAAGGUGAAGUUUUAUGAUGAGAAUACGCGUCAAUGGUGGAUGCCCGACACAGGAGGUGCCAAUAUCCCAGCAUUAAAUGACCUCCUGGCUCCUCUUGGGAUGGCAUUUAGUGACCAAGUGUAUGAAGGAGACUUCACAUUUGGCGAUCAUGAAAUGUACUAUGCAUCUGGGACAAGUAUUGCAAGGUUCCCGACAGAUGGUCUGCUGAUUACAGAAUCUCUUAAAAAUCAAGGGUAUGAAGUUAUGAAAGGGGAGAGUGUUACUGUGGAUUCUGUGCCCAUAUUAGGACUGCAUGAGCCAGGGAAGGGCAGCGGAAGAGUUGUCUUGUAUGGGGACUCAAAUUGCCUAGAUAACAGCCAUUUGCAGAAAGAGUGUUUCUGGUUGCUGGAUGCCUUGUUAGAGUAUUCAUCCCAUGGUAAUGUCCCACCCAUAUUCACAGAGCGUAAAAGUUCCUUGACAUUCACAAGCACAGAACUACCUGAACGUAUGGAAGGUAACCACUUGUACAGAUACUCCAAGGUGUUGGAGAGCCAUCUAGGCACGCCCCAGUCCCGUCCUCUUCCUGCGUGCCCCCAUCUCUCAUUCUCUCAGCCCAGCCCACUCAACAUAUCAGCCCCUACGGAUUCUAAGUUGGAAUUUUAAAUCUAUACAAGCACAAUAAGCUACUCUCUAUAGGAUUAGAGCCACCGCUUCCAUUCAUAAACAAUCCAGGGGUCGAUGGAGCAUUACCGGGUAUCCGUGAUGCCCCUGGAAGCCUAAACUGGGACCUAGGGCCUGGCGCAAACAUGCAUAGCUCUGAAAACACUAACGUCUUCCCAGUUAUAGCAUUCCUAGGAACUGCAUUAGUUCUAGUAUUUUUAGUGAACCAUAUGUACAAAAGUAAAAGUAAACCAAGACGGAAAAAGCCGAGGAUUAAGAAAAUUCAUCAUGCACUGUAUGGAUCUCCGUCACGAGUACCUGGGGUUUAAACUACACAAAUGUGAAUAUAGUCUGAUGUUUUCAACAUGAAAUGUACCAGAAAAUACAGGAAUUAGAGAGGACUUAAGUGUAUAGACACUCAUAAUUGUUUGAAACAUAUACAGUAAAACCUGCAAUUUCUGUAAGGAACACCACUCGACAUGGAACAGUUUUCACCCAAAACAUCCUAGUCAUAUUGACUUACGUGUACAUGUUCAUCAACACCCGUAAUGCCUGCGUCAAAUUUGCGCUGAUUCACCAUGUGGCGCCUGGCUGGUUGAGUAUUUUUUCAAAACUGAAUGGAAUUUUAAACCAAAUACUCAGUUGGUCGGGCGCUGGUCGAUGAAUCGAAGCAAGUGUGACUCAGGCAUAAGUAGAUGGUGAUAGAACACCUGUCUGCAAGGAACAAUUUAGGCCAGUAUGAAAGUUGUUCUAUAUACACAGGUUUUACUGUAUA